AGAUGUCAUUCGUGAUUGAGCGCUAAAACAGAAAACACGCAAUUCUUCAGCCUUCAGUUAAUUCUUCCGAAAUUAAGAAAGAUUACAAUUCAGAAGUGGGAUAAACCGUUUGUGCCGAAAAAUGCUUACAAAAGAGGAACUUCUUUGUGCUUUGGAAGUUGCUAACAUCGAAGUGCCUCCGAAAGCAACUUUAAUACAACUACGCAUGUUGUACGAGCAAAGUGUACCGAAAAACAAAAUGGAGGAACAAUCAACCCAGAAUUUCAUUCCUCAAAGAGUGUGUGCAGAUGAAGACGAAGUGACGAACAAUGGAAACCACGUUGCAGCAGCCGCCAUCUUGAUGAAAGACAAAGCUGCUCCGACAUCUUCGACGCAAGGUGCUUCAUUCGACGCAACUUCUCAUCAAUUGGAAUUAAUGGCGCUACGAGCAAAAAUUAUGGAAAUGGAACAGCGGCAGACGUUUACGGAUGGUCGAUUGGUUCAUCCCGAGGAGUUGAAACAUUUGAUACCGGAAUUUUCUGACGGCCUCGGUAUCAAUAAGUGGAUCAAUACGAUUCGCUACAAUAGCGAAUUAUAUGGAUGGCAGGAUCGCACGAUGCUUUUAUAUGCAGGCAGUCGGUUGACUGGAGCAGCAAGCGAAUGGUACAAUGGCUCCCGUAACACUUUGAAGACAUUCGACGAAUUCGCUGACACAAUUAAAAAGGCUUUUCCUGAUCGCUGUAACGAAGCCGUUAUUCAUAGCCAAUUAGCAUCGGUCUACAAGAAAAUUUCUGAGUCGUACACAAGCUAUGUAUACCGAGUAAAUGCGCUGGGAAUGUCAGGCCACGUGAGUGAGGAGGCUAUCAUAACUUAUGUCAUCAGAGGACUUUCUCGUGACCCUCUCUAUGAUAGCCUUGUGACCAAGGAUUACCGCGAUAUUUACGACCUGAUUGACAACAUUAAGCGAUAUGAAUCCCAUCUUCUGUUGCGCAAAAACCCAGAACGCCGCAGCCCAUCUCACAUCAACACCAUUUCCCCGAGACCGAUUCCACCAAGACAAACGACGACAGAACCUCUUCGAUGUUAUAACUGCUCGAAUCAUGGACAUCAUUCAUCGCAAUGCACACAACCUCGCCGAGCUCCGGGUUCCUGCUUCCGAUGUGGUAGCACAUCACAUGUCAUUCGCAACUGUCCUGUCCCAGAUAGACGUCAACUAACGGUUGCUGCGGUACAGGGCAACGACAAUGAAACAGCGCAUCUAGAUUCUGGGGAAAAUGGAAACUUCGUUCAACUUGAGGCCUAUCAGGAGCUCUAAAAGCUUCAUAAAUGAAGCCAUUGUUCCGGUUACAAAACUAAGCGCUCCCCAACCAAGUGGAUUUCGAGGAAUAGGAAAUGUGAAUUUACAAACUCUUGGAACAGUACAGCUAAAACUUAGUUUUCGUAAUCAAACAUUCAUUCACAAUUUCUAUAUUUUACCAAAAAGCUACAUGUCCCUAUCCAUGAUAGUAGGGAGAGAUUUGUUAUCAGAAUUUAACAUCACACUCGCUCAAUUCCGUAAACAUUACAGCAAACUUAUGCUGAUGAAUUUAAAUAAAGAUAAAAUUCUGAACUUAAAAAAACCGGGUUUUUACCAUAAGCUCCAAACGUUGGGUCUUUUACGUAGUUCGAUCCAGGCUCCCUUACCAGAGGUAUGCAAAGAUUCGAAAUUGUCCGAUCCCAAUAUUUCUUCAAAAUUCAUUUCGAUAUCAGACAAAUCUGAACAUAAACAACAAUAUGACACAACUUUUUCUGAAAUGUGUUCUAUAAAUAUUAGCGAUGAGGCUAGCACUAUAAAUGUUGGAGAACAUCUUUCUAAAGAACAAGGCAUUGCUUUAAGAUCAAUAGUGUCCAAUAAUUACAUUAAUUUUCCGGAUAAACAUAUAAUACCAUCUGCUCAUAAAAUGCGAAUUAGCUUAACUCAUGAUACUCCUAUUUUCACAAAGCCUAGACGACUUUCUUUCGAUGAAAGGAAUAAAGUAAAAGUCAUUGUGAAGGAUUUAUUAGAGAAAAAUAUAAUAAGACCCAGUAACUCUCCUUAUGCUUCCGCACUGGUACUCGUUAGGAAGAAAAAUGGCGAAAUUCGUAAGUGUGUCGACUACCGACCUCUUAAUAAAGUAACAAUCCGCGACAACUACCCGCUUCCACUCAUAGAGACGUGCCUAGAACACUUGGGCAAUAAAAAAUUCUUUACGUUACUAGACCUAAAGAGUGGUUUUCAUCAAGUGGCAAUGGACGAGGAUUCAAUUAAAUUCACAGCGUUUGUUACUCCAGACGGCCAGUACGAGUACACGCGUAUGCCCUUCGGAUUAAAAAACGCGCCAGCUGAAUUUCAGCGUUUCAUUAAUACAAUUUUGCGGAAAUUCAUCGAGAAUGAAAAGCUGGUUGUAUACAUUGACGACAUUCUCAUAGCUUCUCAAGACUUUAAAGAACAUCUUGAAAUAGUUUGUGAAG
Messenger RNA from Anopheles coluzzii, 2469 nucleotides. RefSeq lists its product as uncharacterized. The record is from RefSeq and is a predicted model, not a curated record. NCBI's taxonomy places the organism in Eukaryota, Metazoa, Arthropoda, Insecta, Diptera, Culicidae. The coding region runs from base 122 to 1294 and encodes 390 amino acids. The transcript is spliced from 2 exons. Gene Ontology annotation, molecular function: zinc ion binding; nucleic acid binding.